Centropristis striata (black sea bass) is the source of this 2281-nucleotide messenger RNA. RefSeq names its product putative ZDHHC-type palmitoyltransferase 6. Gene Ontology annotation, cellular component: Golgi membrane. The transcript is spliced from 10 exons. Gene Ontology annotation, biological process: protein palmitoylation. The record is from RefSeq and is a predicted model, not a curated record. The coding region runs from base 171 to 1847 and encodes 558 amino acids. Gene Ontology annotation, molecular function: protein binding; palmitoyltransferase activity. NCBI's taxonomy places the organism in Eukaryota, Metazoa, Chordata, Actinopteri, Perciformes, Serranidae.
CAGUUUAGCACAAUGAAAGCUGCCCGUUACUUUGCAGCGAAACAUGAUCUCUCUUCUCGCCUUACAUUAUGAUGUCGUAGCGUUUCGCCCGAGCAGCUGAUUUGUGUUUCCUCUUGCAGUUUCUGUCGGUGGAAGUGUUGGAAGGCUGUUGUUGCAGUGCACCCAUCAUCAUGCAUCCGAUCCCUGUGUGCUCCGAUAGCGGUGGAGACAUAUUUGACUGUAUACAGAGAGGAAAUAUUGAACAGUGUAUACAGUUUCUUCAAAAUGACCGAUCUGUUCUCAAGGAGAGAGGCUGGGGUGGGUUCACCCCGCUCCACUACGCAGCCCUCCAUGGUAACCGCGGCCUGGUUGACCUUUUCCUCAGCAAUGGUGCUGACCCCAACCUGACAUGUGAUGCUGGACAGACAGCCUUUCAUUUUGCCUGCAGGCAGGGGAACAUCUAUAUCAUACACCAAAUGGUGCAGUAUGGAGCUGAUUUGCGCCUCAUAGACCUGCAGCAAAAAACAUCACUGCAUCAUGCAGUGACUGGGGGCAGCAUUGUUGCAGUGCAUUAUUUGUGGGAGACAGGAAUGUUUCGGUUCUCAGACACAGACAUGUACCAGGUGACGCCCCUUCACCUGGCAGCUUCUACAGGCAACACAGAGGUGGUCCGGUAUUUGCUCAGAGACAAGAGAUGUGCUGUGCAUGCAGCCGACCAGCAGGGAGCGACAGCGCUUCAUGUUGCAGCAGAGAGAGGCGGAGUGGAGGUGUGCUGGACACUGCUGCAGAAAACAGGAUGCGGGAUGCUCUAUCUGAGGAACCACAGCGGCCUCACACCACUGGACCUCAGCAGACAAGGGAAAACAUUUAGACAUCAGCAACUCACCAAGCUACUGAGUCGGUACAUUAAUGAGCCAAUACACCACAAGCCCACAGAGUCUGAAGCUCUGUAUUACUGGACACUGUUUUUUCCGACCAUAAUGGGAGCUGCUAUCCUGCUGAUAGCAGCCACGUUGGGAGGUUAUGGUGGGUUAGCUUGUGGCUUGCUCUUCCCCUGGCUGGCCAGAAGCAUCUUCACACAGUACCACCGCAUGACCACAUACCAAAGGUUACCAAACCCGAUAUACUUGGGAACCCUCAUUGCCGGCUUGUUCCAUUCCCUGCUCUGCUUCUAUGGAAGAAUGAUGCCUAGUGUGUGGCAAACCAGUGCUCUGGUCCAGGUGUCAAUGGUCCACUUCUCUCUGGUCCUGGGUUUGUUCUGUAAGGUUCUGACUCAGGAUCCUGGGACACUGGACAGAGCAGAUGCAGAUCCUCGCUUCUCCUGUAUUGCUGACCUGGUGGAGAAAAACCAGAGCCCUCACAGGUUCUGCCCAUACUGUGAGCUGUUUGCGCCCGACUACACUAAACACUGCAAGCUGUGUGAUGUGUGCGUUAAAGACUACGACCACCACUGCCUUUUCCUCAACCGGUGUGUCGGUCGGGGUAACCACCGCCUCUUCAUCUCCUUCAUCCUCUCCAUGGCGACUGCCCACAUCCUCUUUAUCGCCACAGCAGGAAGUUUCCUGCGUGAUAGGAUGUAUUUCGUUACUCUCAGCUGGUCAGUGUGGCUCUUGUUGUUCGGGGAGGAGUUCUGGGUUGUGGCCAUGACCGUUUUGAAUAUGCUGACGCUGCUCUGGGAGGUGUGGCUACUGAUAGAGCAGUUCGAUGCCAUCGCAACAGGAACAACCACCUACUUCAGACAGUGCGAGAGCUCAGCUCGGCAGAGGUCACUCGCACAGCGCUGGGUUAUUGUGCUGUCGUUCCUGCUGGAGGGUCGAAAACGGGUGGGCAGUGGACAAAAAGAGGACCAAACUUCAAUAGACAUUUAAAACCGUCCGUGUGUCUUGUCUGCGUCUCCUGAUUGUUACAUAUUCCACUUGCUUCUGAGUUUACAGAGUCUUUGGUGUGCACUCAACCUUGUGAUAAUGUCCCCUUUAGAUCCAGUAACCCUCCAAUGCCAUUUAACAUGUUGUACUUGAAUGCAAAAUAUGAAUAUAUCUCAAUAUUCUAUUUUAAUAAAGAGUAGAUUCAUCAUCACAUCUCGCAGGAUAGCUACCACUAACAGUAUAGAUGUUCACCUAGUUUUUAGAAAUCUCACCGAAAACUUUUAAGAUAACAGUGUUCUGAUGUACCCACUGGUUUACAUUGUUCUGUGUAAAGUAUUCGAUAUUUCCCAAACUGUGUUUUAGCAGGAAGCGCCACAGAAUGAAUGCUUACAUUUACACAUUUUUAUAUUCCUUAUCAGCAACGUUUUUUUUUUUUU